Molecule: messenger RNA, 896 nt
Organism: Colletotrichum godetiae
Lineage: Eukaryota; Fungi; Ascomycota; Sordariomycetes; Glomerellales; Glomerellaceae
Exons: 2
Coding region: 175-666 (163 amino acids)
Source: RefSeq, a predicted model, not a curated record
CUCGGCGACUCCGACUUGAUAACAUGAACGCUUCUGACACAAUCAUUGAGCCGGACUUUUCUUACUUUUGCGCAUGGUGCUAUAAGCCUCUGACAGACCUUGUUCUUCUCUCUGAGUGUGCUUGCGUGAGCGUCCCUUUAUCCGCCAAUCGAGUACACCGCUGCAUAACUACUAAUGGCAAUCAAGGUAAUCUGUUCGACAUGCUGCAGGAAUUAUCAGGAGUAUGGCUCGUCUGGCAGCGUGGUUUGUUCCAAAUACAGCCAUAACGUCAAAGGCUCUCAGGAGACUCGCGUGCUCUACAGCCUGGAAUGCUUGAUCUGUCACGACAAUUGUGAGAGGCACCUCAUUGCAAUUCAUUGUGGUCAUAUCUUCCACAGCGAAUGUCUUCGUGAUGCAGGAUCUCAAUUCGUCAACAAAUGCCCAUACUGCCAGGCAUCGGUUUCAGGCGAGCAACGCCGUGUGAAUCCAACUUAUACAGCUGCACGUAAGAUUGUCACGGCAGACGGGGAAUUGCAGACCACCAGUGAGGAUAUAUGGCAACUUAGGCGCGAAGAGAAACGCCGUCUUCUACGAUUACAGCUAGAGGGAGUUCUUGAGCAGGAGAGAGAGUUGCGGAGGGACUACCAUAUAUGGUGGACUCAAAGUCCUCAAACCAGUUCCUUGUGAAUCGAAAUCUGUUUCAUUAUCUCAAGGCCUUUAAGUUAUGUUACAAAUGUGUCAUGUGUCAUUCCAAGUGGAAGUGAGAUGGUUAAGCAAGCUGAUGAGGUGGAGUCUGAGAUCACUUCCAUCUGCCCCUCAUUGCCCGGACCGUCAAUGAUCCGAACCGUGAGCCACCCUUGCGCCACCGAUGCCCCGCCAGCGGGUCGGCAGAAACUGUGAACUUGACAUUAGGGUAC